AUGCAAGGGAAGAUAGCCCAGUUUGCUGAAUUACGAACGCGGCUUGAUGACUUCGAGAAGAGAAUAAACGAUGCGCUGACCCAACGUAUAAGCUCCGUCCUCGAAUAUGUACAAAAGUAUCGGGACGAAGUGAGCGAGCUGCAGAUCAAGCAUCAUGCUAUCUCGGAGAGAUUUACCAAAUUACAGAACGAGGAGGAGUCACUUGAGAUCGAAAGGUACACUUUCAGGAAGGAUGCGGAAGACACAAGAAACAAACUAGAGACAUACCAUAUAAGAAAGCGCCAACUGGAGUCUCAGCGGGCGGAGUUACUGCAAGAAUCAAGUGAGCUAGAUGCUAUGCUGGAGCAUAAAGAGCAGGAGAUUAGAGAACAGAAGGAGAAGAUGAUCAAACAACGACAGCGCGACAACCCGGAGCUGCAACUUUAUGAGAGGUUGCUAGGAAUGCACAUCGACGCUUCGCAGCCUGGCACACUACAUUUCAGAUUCCAGCAGUUUGACGAUAAAGACGUAGCUCGCUCGUGCGAUCUAACUUUGGACGUCUCGAGUGAAGAUUUUACAAUACUCAGAUCAAAUCCAGAGCUUGACGAUGAUGAUGCAAAGAAAAAGCUCUUGGAAUCACUGAAUAAACACGGCGAUAUAGCCACUUUUCUGGUGAACUCCCGGCAUCUCUUGAUUUCUCGUGCGUUACGUCAACAAUGA
Molecule: messenger RNA, 699 nt
Organism: Torulaspora globosa
Lineage: Eukaryota; Fungi; Ascomycota; Saccharomycetes; Saccharomycetales; Saccharomycetaceae
Gene: SPC25
Product: kinetochore-associated Ndc80 complex subunit SPC25
Exons: 1
Coding region: 1-699 (232 amino acids)
Biological process (GO): chromosome segregation
Cellular component (GO): Ndc80 complex
Source: RefSeq, a predicted model, not a curated record